GAGGGGAGGGGGGAGGGGAGGCUGAGAUCUCCCAGGAUGCCCCGCGCGCGCCAGUCCCCAGCGCCGCGCCAUGUUGUGAGGAGGAGAAGAGGAGAGAGAGAGAGAGAGACGACAGAGAGCGCGUGAGGGGGGCCCUCGCAAUCCGCCGCAAUCCGCCCGCUCCGCCCGUAUAGGUGGAAUGGUUGUUCCCUGUGUUUUUAAGGUAUGAAUGAAGUGCUCUGGCAGGACUCCCUCCCCCAGCAGCAACAGUAUCAGCAUCAACAGCAGCCUCCCCAGGACACACUCGGUCAGAGCGUUGCCCACAACAUGCCGGUGGUGCUAACAGGACCCGCCGGUGCCCAGCCGCAGCAGCACGUCGCCUCGCAGGCCCUGGUGGCCGGCUCGGUCUCCACGCAAGGCCCAGGCUCCAUGGGGCCCCCGUUGGCAGUGCCCGGGCUGGCACUGGCUGCGGGCCGCUCGCAGGACGAUGCCAUGGUGGAUUAUUUCUUCCAGAGGCAGCCGGUGGAGCAGCUGGGAGGAGCGGGAGGGGGCGGCGGCGGCGGAGGUGGUGGUGGAGGAGGCGGUGGAGGUGUAGGGAGCAGUGGUGGAGGAGGAGGCGGCGGUUACAAUGGGAAACACCGCUGGCCGACAGGAGACAGCAUCCAUGUCGAACAUCACCAGGUGCGGUCAAUGGAUGAGCUGAACCAUGACUUUCAAGCACUGGCCUUAGAAGGAAGGAGUAUGGGAGAGCAGCUUCUGCCCGGUAAGAAAUUCUGGGAAUCUGAUGAUACAAACAAGGAUGGACCUAAAGGGAUAUUUCUGGGGGACCAGUGGAGGGACAGUGCUUGGGGAGCCUCAGAUCAUUCGGUGUCGCAGCCAAUCAUGGUGCAGAGACGUCCCGGUCAAGGUUUCCACGGGAGCAACGAGGUCAACUCCGUGCUGUCUCCACGGUCUGAAAGUGGCGGGCUGGGUGUCAGCAUGGUGGAGUAUGUGCUGAGCUCGUCGCCUGGGGAAAAACUUGACUCCUGCCUGAGGAAAGGGCCAUUUGGUUCUGGGGAUGCCGAGGUGCACAAUGAAAAGGGAGACAAGAAAGGCAAGUCUUCCUUUGAUGGGGAUAAAAUGGGAGAUCUGAAAGAAGUGGAGGACGAUGGAAUUGACAAGACAAAUGGGAUGGUCGUGCAGAAUGGCAUUGACGCUGAUAAGGAUUUCAGCCGCACCCCAGGCAGUUGCCAGACCUCUCCAAACGAAGUGGUCGAUCUCCUUGGACCCAACCAGAAUAGCUCGGAGGGCUUGGGGCCAAUGGCCAACAGCAACAGUUCCAAGCCAACCGAAGACUUCAAUAACGUGGAGUCCCAGAACGUUCCCCUGGAUUCGAUGGAACCGGUUGGACUCGACUCGCUACAGUUCGACUACACCAGCAGCCAAGUGCAAAUGGAUUCGGCAGCGGCUGCUGUCAGCCUCUUCGACUAUAGCUCUCAACAGCAGCUGUUCCAGAGGCAGAAUGCACUGACGGUUCAACAGCUGACAGCAGCUCAACAGCAGCAAUACGCUCUCGCAGCUGCCCAGCAGCCUCAUAUCGGUAUGUUUUCAGCAGGCCUCGCUCCAGCAACAUUUGUUCCAAACCCAUAUAUAAUUAGUGCUGCCCCUCCAGGUACAGAUCCCUACACUGCAGGCCUUGCUGCUGCUGCAACUCUGGCAGGCCCUACAGUGGUUCCACCUCAGUACUAUGGUGUCCCGUGGGGUGUUUAUCCAGCGAAUCUCUUCCAGCAGCAAGCUGCUGCAGCAGCAGCCAACAACUCUGCAAAUCAGCAGGCUGCAUCGCAGGCUCAGCAAGGACAACAGCAGGUUCUACGUGCUGGAGCCAAUCAGCGGCCACUGACCCCGAACCAAAGCCAGCAAGGACAACAAGCAGAUAGCUUGGCUGCUGCUGCAGCUGUUAACUCAGCUCUAGCGUUUAGCCAGGGACUAGCGACUGGAAUGCCAGAACUUUAUAGAGUCAACAGUGCCCAGCUUCAUUCUGGAUAUCAAGUCAUAGCCCCAGCUGCUUAUUAUGACCAGACGGGUGCCCUGGUUAUGAAUACUGGAGCUCGGAAUGGCUUGGGAGCUCCAGUACGUCUAGUGGCUCCAGCACCUGUAAUUAUAAGCCCAUCUGCAGCGCAGGCAGUCGCGGCGGCGGCAGCCUCCGCAAACGGUACAGCCGGUGGUCUGGCGGGCACAGCCAAUGGCUCAUUUCGCCAACUGGGCAACCAGCAACCCCAGCAGCAACAGCAGCAGCAGCAGCCAAACAACAGCCUGCCUUCCAGCUCGUUCUACGGUAACAAUUCCCUGUCUAGUACUUCGCAAAGCAACUCGCUGUUCUCGCAGGGAUCUGGCCAGCCUGGCAGCACCUCCCUGGGCUUUGGAAGCACCAGUUCGCUCGGGGCUACUCUCGGAUCUGCACUUGGAGGGUUUGGGUCAGCAGUUGGAAGCUCAAACACCGGCAGCGGCUCUCGGAGAGACUCCCUAACUGGAAGCUCUGAUCUGUACAAGCGAACAACCAGCAGCCUGGCUCCUAUAGGCCAUAACUUUUACAAUGGGUUGGGAUUCUCGUCCUCCCCUGGCCCAGUAGGCAUGCCGCUUGCAAACCAGGGUCCCAGCCACUCGCUGACACCACCACCUUCAUUAUCAUCACAUGGAUCGUCAUCGAGCCUUAAUCUGGGCACACACAGUCAAAUAGCCUGCCAACACUCAUUCAAGCUUAGACGUGAAAAAUGGCCACUUGAACAAGGAGGCCUGACAAACGGAAGUGGAAGGUUCAUCUCGGCCGCCCCUGGAGCCGAGGCCAAGUAUCGCAGCGUAAACAGCACCUCCAGUCUGUUCAGCUCCAGCAGUCAGCUGUUUCCCCCGUCACGCCUGCGCUACAGCAUGUCGGACGUCAUGCCAUCUGGCCGGAGCAGAUUAUUGGAAGAUUUCCGCAACAACCGCUAUCCCAACCUUCAGCUGCGCGAAAUAGCCGGACACAUCAUGGAAUUCUCUCAAGAUCAGCACGGCUCAAGAUUCAUUCAGCUUAAAUUGGAACGUGCCACUCCCGCUGAACGACAGCUGGUUUUUAACGAAAUUCUGCAGGCGGCCUACCAACUGAUGGUGGACGUGUUUGGAAACUACGUCAUUCAGAAAUUCUUUGAGUUUGGGAGUCUGGAUCAGAAACUGGCGUUAGCUCAGCGCAUCCGUGGGCACGUCCUCUCAUUGGCGUUGCAGAUGUACGGCUGCCGUGUGAUACAGAAGGCGUUGGAAUCCAUCCCUCCAGACCAGCAGAUAAUUAAUGAAAUGGUGAAGGAACUCGAUGGCCAUGUGCUGAAAUGUGUGAAGGAUCAGAAUGGGAACCAUGUGGUGCAGAAGUGCAUCGAGUGUGUGCAGCCUCAGUCUCUGCAGUUCAUCAUUGAUGCUUUCCAGGGGCAGGUGUUUGCCCUGUCGACCCACCCAUAUGGCUGCCGCGUCAUCCAGCGGAUCCUAGAGCAUUGCAUGCCUGAGCAGACCCUGCCGAUCCUCGAAGAGCUCCACCAACACACCGAGCAGUUAGUUCAGGAUCAGUACGGGAAUUAUGUCAUUCAACACGUUCUGGAGCACGGACGCCCUGAAGAUAAGAGCAAGAUUGUGUCUGAAAUCCGAGGCAACGUUUUGGCUUUGAGCCAGCACAAGUUUGCCAGCAACGUGGUGGAAAAGUGUGUAACCCACGCCUCCCGUGCUGAGCGCGCUCUGCUGAUCGACGAAGUGUGCAGCAUUAACGAUGGCCCUCACAGUGCCUUAUACACUAUGAUGAAGGACCAGUACGCAAACUACGUGGUGCAAAAGAUGAUCGACGUAGCCGAACCAGCCCAGCGCAAGAUUGUGAUGCACAAGAUCCGACCUCACAUCGCAACGCUGCGCAAGUACACGUACGGAAAGCACAUUUUGGCCAAACUUGAAAAAUAUUACAUGAAGAACGGGGUGGAUCUGGGUCCGAUCGGCGGCCCGCCAAAUGGAAUGCUGUAAAUGUGAAUUUCUUACGAAGGAAAUCCCUCCCAUUUCCCUUCUUCCAGGGACUAAAAACAUGAUUGACUGACUCAACAACCAGCAGCCUAAUAAACCUUCACCACCCCUCCCACCCUCCCCCAC
Molecule: messenger RNA, 4113 nt
Organism: Callorhinchus milii (elephant shark)
Lineage: Eukaryota; Metazoa; Chordata; Chondrichthyes; Chimaeriformes; Callorhinchidae
Gene: pum1
Product: pumilio RNA-binding family member 1
Exons: 24
Coding region: 205-3990 (1261 amino acids)
Biological process (GO): regulation of mRNA stability; miRNA processing
Cellular component (GO): cytosol; cytoplasm
Molecular function (GO): mRNA 3'-UTR binding
Source: RefSeq, a predicted model, not a curated record